AUGCCUCGGGGCCAGAAGAGAUAUUCCUCAGAUUUCAUCUGCUCCUGUAUCAAGUACCAUUCUGCAGGAGCUUGUACUGUACCAUGCCCCAGCACUACUUCUGAAGAUUUUCUUAGCACAAGAGCUGAUGACAGUGAGAACAGCCAAGAAGAGGAGCACCCAGCUUCCUCAGAGGCUCCACCUUCGAUGGAGAACUCCCGCAGUGAUUCUCUAGCUACAAAGGUGGGUUUGUUGAAGCAGUUCCUUCUCUACAAAUAUAAAAUGAAGCAGCCCAUUUUGAAGGUAGACAUUUUGAGGAUUAUUGACCGAAAGUUCCAUGACCAGUUUGCUGAGAUUCUCAAAAGAGCUUCUGAUCGCAUCAAGACUGUCUUUGCAGUUAUUGUGAAGGAAGUAGACUCAUCCAGACACUUAUAUGACCUUGUGAGCAAGCUGAAACUACCCAACAAGGGGAGGAUUCGUGCUAGCAGGGAAACCAAGACAGGUUUCCUGAUGACCCUCCUGGGUGUGAUCUUCAUGAUGGGAAACUGCGCCUCUGAGGAAGACAUCUGGAAAUACCUGAAGAUGAUGCGAGUUUAUCCUGGCAAAAAACACUACAUCUAUGGAGAACCCAGGAAACUCAUCACCCAAGAUUUGGUGAGGCUGAAGUACCUGGAGUACCGGCAGGUGCAUAGCAGUGAUCCUCCACGCUAUGAACUCCUGUGGGGUCCCCAAGCCCACGCUGAAACCAGUAAAAUGAAAGUCUUAGAAUUUUUGGCCAAAGUCAGUGAUACUGAUCCUAGUGUGUUCUCAGCACAAUAUGAAGAAGCUUUGAGAGAUGAAGAAGAGGAGCCAAGCACGAAUUAUAGCCAAUCUUGGCACUACUGCCAUGACCAGACGUGUUCCACAGCCAUGUCCAGCAGCUUUUCCCAGUACUGUUGA
This is a messenger RNA of Castor canadensis (American beaver), 918 nucleotides long. RefSeq names its product melanoma-associated antigen B5-like. Gene Ontology annotation, cellular component: nucleus. Gene Ontology annotation, biological process: negative regulation of transcription by RNA polymerase II. NCBI's taxonomy places the organism in Eukaryota, Metazoa, Chordata, Mammalia, Rodentia, Castoridae. The record is from RefSeq and is a predicted model, not a curated record.